This is a messenger RNA of Trypanosoma theileri, 1755 nucleotides long. Its product is annotated as signal recognition particle receptor like protein. The record is from RefSeq and is a predicted model, not a curated record. Gene Ontology annotation, molecular function: GTP binding; signal recognition particle binding; ATP hydrolysis activity. Gene Ontology annotation, cellular component: endoplasmic reticulum membrane; signal recognition particle receptor complex. The transcript has a single exon. Gene Ontology annotation, biological process: SRP-dependent cotranslational protein targeting to membrane. The coding region runs from base 1 to 1755 and encodes 584 amino acids. NCBI's taxonomy places the organism in Eukaryota, Euglenozoa, Kinetoplastea, Trypanosomatida, Trypanosomatidae.
AUGAUUGAUACACUUUCCAUUAUUAGCAAUGGAGGGGUGGUCCUCUGGGAGCAUAGUGCAGACAGUAAUGGACGGCGUUUGAUUGUCAAUCGCGUUAUUCAAGAGGUUCUUCUUGAGGACCGUGCAGGUGUAGAAGAGUUAGUAUCUGGUGAAUAUAAACUACGCUGGGCAUUGGAGAAUGAUGCACAAUUUUUUGUUGUGGCCGUAUACCCAAAGUUUCUCUCAUACCCGCAUAUGGGUCUCUUUCUGCGUGAUAUUGUGAAGACCUUCACUAAAAAGUACGGACGGGUACAGGAUGGACUCUUUCGCGAGUAUGACUUCUCUACAGAGUACACAGAGGCCCUCUCAAGACUGGAAGCCAGUGAUCGCAGUGUGGAUGGCACUGCAAAUGCCUCUCAAGCAACAACAACAACAACAACAACAACAGAUCCAACGACAACACAUACCGAUGAUGAGGAAGAUGUGGAUGAUUCUGCGUUAACGGGAGAGAAAGACGAAGGUGAUGAGGCUGCGGCAUAUAAGGGUAGUGGAGGUGCCAUCGUUACUAAAAGUGGUCAUAUCAUUGGACGUAAAGGCAAGAAACCUACAACAGGAAAGGCAACAUCCGCAUCAACAACACAAAAGAAAGGAAAACCGGUAAAGCAAGCCACCCGAUGGGAUCAACCUGCUUUGGAUCCAGCUGUAGAAGAACAGCGAAAACAGCAGGCAGCUCCAACUCAGGAAGAAUUGGAGGCACAAACGGAAAUACAACGGGCAACCUUUAUCAAGCGUUUACCAAAUGGUAGUGUUGCGCCAGUAAAAGAGAAAGAAUGGGAAAAUCAACCACGAGGACGAUUAGCAAAUUGGCUUCGCAAGUAUGUGGGUCACAGAGAAUUGGAUAGUCAAGAUUUUCAAAGUGUUAUUCCAAGUUUACGUGAGAAAUUAAUAUCCAAAAAUGUUGCCGUAGAGGUGGCAGAACACGUUUGUAAAUCUGUGGAAACUUCUUUGGAAGGAAAAAAACUUGGUACAUUUGAUUCAUUACAUCAGUCUAUUGAAAAGGCUAUGAUUGCAUCACUUCGUCGUAUAUUAGAACCUAAACAUGAAGUCAAUAUUCUGCGUUCAGUAGCAUCUGCACAAGCUCGAAAAAAACCUUAUUCUAUUGUACUUUGUGGUGUAAAUGGGGUAGGGAAAUCAACUACUCUUGCAAAGAUUACAUAUUGGCUUCAACAAAGUGGUCAUAGCGUUUUGAUUGCUGCAGGUGAUACAUUUCGUCAUGGUGCUGUGGAACAGCUAGAAGUACAUGGUCGAUGUUUGGGCGUGCCAGUCUUUCAAAUGGGAUAUGGUUCCGAUCCUUCUGCUGUUGCUGCUGCGGCCAUCGCACAAGCCACACGUCAGCAAUACGAUGUGGUUAUUAUUGAUACUGCUGGACGAAUGCAAGACCACGAAUCACGUAUGCGAGCACUUGCAAAACUUAUUCAUGAUAAUCAACCAGAUUUAGUCCUAUUUGUGGGUGAAGCACUUGUUGGAAAUACUGGAGUAGAUCAACUUCGAAGGUUUAAUCAAUGUCUCGUGGACUUUGCGCCUGUUGGAACAGUCCCACGUGGUAUUGAUGGAAUUGUACUAACAAAGUUUGAUACUAUUGACGACAAGGUUGGGGCAGCACUUUCAAUGGUGUACGAAUUAGGGCAACCCAUUGUAUUUGUUGGUGUAGGUCAAACUUACCAAGACCUAAAAGUCAUGGAACCUGAUGUUGUUGUCAGCGCCCUAAUGGACUAG